CUGCAUGUAUAUAGCGAGGGGUAGCUAACAACUCCGGAACACGUCUGUAUAAUCUGCACGCCCACAAUGUCGCUCGUCCCACGAGAACGCAUACAAACCUACAUCCGCUGCAGCUCCAUGCGCGCUGUUUAAGGGCAGGACAUAAUCUGCCGCUUGAAUUGGAGACGUCAACAUGGCUCUUACAAUCAAGAAACUUGUUUGUUCGAAGCUGUUUCAAGGGGCCCGACUGUGUGGAAGAGCAGGUUCAACAAAAGGAUUUUUGGUGUUGAGGAGUCAUCACGGGAAAGCAGAGGGAUGUGAGCUACAGAUAGCUGAAGGGCAGACAUGGCACAAUGAACUUGGCUCCAAAAUGGUGGUAACUUCAGCUGACCCUGCCACUGGGGUGUUUGGUGGUAUAUACAACAGCAAAGUUGGAGAUGCUGAGAAAUGGUACGUGCUAACUGGGCGGCAAGACAUAGAUGGAGAUACAGUUGGUUGGACAGUCAACUGGAACAACGCCUACAAUAAUGCACACUCGGUGACAACAUGGUCCGGUCAGCAGCAAUUGAGGUGUAGCGACCCUGUAAUUCUGACAACAUGGCUUCUUACACGUCAGACCAGUCCUGAAAAUGACUGGGAAUCCACACAGAUUGGAUCCGACCAAUUCUUCCUCUACGACCCUUCUCCUGAAGCAAAAGAAAAGGCCAAGUUUCACUGUCGAAAUAGCCAUCCAAAGGAUGCAUGAACUAGCUGAUAGCAGGACACUGGACAAAAUGAAAGUAGCUACAUUAGUAAGGAAGUGUGUAAUUCGGUUAAGAAUCACUUCACAAAACCAUCCAAAUGCAGUGCGUGAAUUAGCUGCGAGAGUAGGAGAGAGUAACGGAAAUUAAACUGAACAAACAGAGUAAUUUCUGUGGUUGUUACUGAUAGAGUACACUAUUGAAGCAUAAUUAUCAGUGGAAUUCAGAUUUACUACCAUCUCACUGUAUAAUAGAAGCUACUAGAGUACAAGGGAGAACUACAAAACACAGCCCUUUCAGUAGCACAUAGGUAUUCA
Geodia barretti is the source of this 1036-nucleotide messenger RNA. Lineage: Eukaryota; Metazoa; Porifera; Demospongiae; Tetractinellida; Geodiidae. The record is from the annotation of a GenBank genome assembly.